CAGCUACCUUAACCAUAAAAUAGGAAUACUAAUUUAUAGGAUAUGAAUGAGAAUUAAAUGUGCAUACAUAAUGAAUUACAGCGUCUUCUCAUCUUGCUGGUGACCUCUGUAAUCAUGGGGGUACCCUUGUACUCAGUUCUUGGGCUUUUUCUCUGUGUACCUUUAUCCCUUAGUGAUCUCUUUCCGACCUGUGGCUUUACUUACUACCUGUGCUUUGACAACCUUCAACAUUUGUGUAUAUAACCUGGACAUAUACCGCAAACUUUAGACUUAACAAUUGCAUGCAUAAUUUCAUUUCGGAUAUUAAUAGAUAUUUCAAACCUAAAAUCUCAGGAUCUUUGCCCCUAAGCCUGUUCUUCCUACUGUCUUCCUCAUCUCAGUUAAUGAAAACUUCAUUUUUAGUUGCUCAAGUUAGGUAUCUUGAAGUUACCCUUUAGUCCCCUUUCACACCUCCUGUCUUAAUCCAUCAACAAAGUGACUUUACGUUCAUGUAUCUAAAAGUGAUCAGAAUAAUCAUUGAAGAAUGUAAGCCAAAUCAUGACACACCUGUCUGCUCAGAACUCCAAUGGUUUCCCAUCUCACGCAGCGUAAAGCCAGAGGGCCUCAGGCCCCGCACUAUCGCCACCUUUUCCACCUUGUUGCUUUUCUGCCUACCUCCUUUUUCUCGUUUACUCUGCUCCAGCCACACCAGCCUUCUUCAGAUUGCUCAUGGUAGGCAACUUCACCUCAAAAGCUUUGCAGGUACUGCCUUGGAGGAACAAUCUUCAUGCAGAUAUUUGUAGGAUUUAUUACCUCACCUGUUUCAAGUCUUUGCUCAAAAGUUGCCUUUUCAAUAAAGCCUUUUCUGACCAUCUUGUUUAAUAAUCAAACACAUUAUUCAUUUUGGUUUUUAUUUGUCUUCCACCACUUCAGGUCCUUCUAACUAUCACCUUAUUAAAUAACUAGAGGCUCAGCGCACAAAAUUCAUGCACAGAAUUAUCAUGAAAUUAUGACUCACCAUCCUGAGAAUUAUCAGUGGGAAAACUGGAGUCUAGAAAAUGUUGCCACCAUUUUAGCCCACCGAUUCCCCAAUAGUUAUAUUUGGGUGAUAAAAUGUUCUCGAAUGCAUUUGCACAAAUUCAGCUGCUAUGACAAUUUUGUGAAAAGUAAUAUGUUUGGUGCUCCAGAACACAGUACUGACUUUGGAGCUUUUAAGCACCUUUAUAGCUUAUUAGUUAAUGCUUUUAACUUAUGUCGGAACAGUUGGCUAUCAAAGAAGAAUGUGAAAGACUUGAAUAAGGAUUCCAAAGCAUCUAAUUGUAGAUCCAGUUCUUCUCAUACUAAUGGUUGCCAGGGAGAAAAAGAGAACCCCUGUGAAAACUUCGAUGAGUCUGCCCUGAGUUUUUAUCCACCAUCAUUAAAUGGUGCUUCUUUUACUUUGAUUGGAUUCAGCAAAGGUUGUGUUGUUUUGAAUCAGUUGCUUUUUGAAUUGAAAGCAGCCAAGAAAGACAAGAACAUAGAAGCUUUUAUCAACAGCAUAAGAACCAUGUACUGGCUGGAUGGUGGACAUUCUGGAGGAAGCAAUACUUGGAUUACUUACCCAGAAGUCUUGAAAGAAUUUGCACAAACAGGGAUUGUUGUUCACACCCAUGUAACACCUUACCAAGUACGUGAUCCAAUGAGAUCUUGGAUUGGAAAGGAGCACAAGAAAUUUGUUCAGAUACUUGGAGAUUUUGGUAUGCAGGUGACUAGCCAAAUUCAUUUUGUAAAGGAAGCUCCUUGCAUAGAGAAUCACUUCAGGGUUCAUGAAGUAUUUUGAGACUACAAGAAUAUUAAUGUAAUACUUGCUCAGUGGAAGAGGAAAAGCACUUUGAGUUUUAGAAAUUCAGAUAACGAGAUGUAAUUCAUAGAUAAUACAUCCAUUUUUAGGGAGGGAACAUACAUUCCUAAAAUAGGCGUAUAAUGUGCAAUAGUAUUUCUUGCCUCUGAAUGUGAACUUUUAAUUUGGACUGGAUCAGAAUUAGUUUGAAAUUUAAAAGAUGGUUUGUGAUAAUCCUAAGAGGAGAUAUAUAAAACCCUUAAUGAUGAAAGUUACAAUAUAGUCCUUAUAAAAGGUAAUUAAAAUUGUUAUUGUUGGAAAUAGUUUGUUUUCUGGGUAAUGUUUAAAACUGAUUUUGGUGGCAUUUUAACAAUAGCUGGCGAUUUUGGCACUGAACACUUUUGAGUAGAAACACUCCAUUUCUCUUCAAACAAAGCCAAAGUACAUGGAUAUUUUCCAUCAUUUUGGAGUAACUACCCUGCCUUUUUGUUUUGUAAAUUCAUGGAAUCAUUUCAGUGUGCCACCAAGUGUUUUUUCUCAACUCAAAAUAUAUUUGUUUCCAAAUAACCAAGAAUGUGCAGUAGUAUAAAGUUUGGUUUUUAAAAACAUUACACUUAAGCAUUGUGGCUAAAUUUUUAAUUGACAACUUUUGGCUAGAACAUUUUGGAGUUUUUUAAAUCUUGGCUGCAAACUAGUUCUUUGGGGAAAAUUGUUUUAAAAUGAACAUAAUUCUGUAUAUUGGGUAAAAAUAUGUUACAGAUUGAAAUUUUUUUCACAUCAGUCUUUUGAGAGAGAUCAACUUAGGUAAAAUAAAUAUAUAACACUAUUUGUUAGUGUUUGGUUGACAAGGGGAUGGAUUCUGUGGAUCUGUCAGUGUUUUCUCCAGAAGCAUGAUUUUGCCUGCCAAAAGAAAGCGGCUCUCUUUGGCCAGAAUGCAAAAAUUAUAUUGCUAUAAGAAAAGUUACAAGGGAAAGUUUGAAGACACAAUUUAAUUUUGGCUCAAAAAGUGAAUUUGCUUAACACUGCUACAUAAUUUGGUGAGGUUUCCUUCUUCCUGUUUCUCUUGACCUAGAUAAAUACAUUUUGAGAAACCAAGAUCUAAUUAAUAUCAACCAAUAUUAAAACAUAGCUGUGUGAUUAAAAUAAAAGGUGAGUGGUCACUGUAUUUAUAAUUAGCAUUUCAGGGAAUGAAAUAAAGCAGGGAAUUAACACUGCUUCCAGACUGGAGAAAAAAGACUGAAGCUUUAGUUUAUAAAACAAUAUAGUCAAAAUGUUAAUAUUUUUGUUUUUCCCCCAGAAUUGUAUUUUAAUGAUUAUAAACACAUUCCAAAUAUUCAGGGACUUAUCAGAAAGGAUUCUUAUCAAAUGUGUAAAAAUAACAUCCUUUAAUUCUAUAAAUUACAAAAUGGUAUCAAGGUGGUUUUUGUUUUUUAAGGACAAAAUAGUUUUAUAUUGCUUCAAUUUCUUUAAAUACCUGCUGUUUCUUUUGAGACCAAAAAUUCAUAACAAGGAAAUGAGUCAGCCUGAUUCCAGCAUUUUAUUACCUUAAAGCACCAUAAUUGGCUUCUUUUAAUGUGUCCUAAUCCUUGGUUAAGUUAAUGUGUAUCUGAUGUAAACUAGCAAAGUUACUGAAUGCUCUAAUGAGGGGAAAGAAAGGAAUUUCUAUGCUUAAAGUGGAAAAAUUAACUU
Myotis davidii is the source of this 3487-nucleotide messenger RNA. It is a transcript of the gene CUNH2orf69, whose product is annotated as chromosome unknown open reading frame, human C2orf69. The transcript has 2 exons. The coding region runs from base 989 to 1798 and encodes 269 amino acids. Gene Ontology annotation, cellular component: mitochondrion. The record is from RefSeq and is a predicted model, not a curated record. NCBI's taxonomy places the organism in Eukaryota, Metazoa, Chordata, Mammalia, Chiroptera, Vespertilionidae.